Scedosporium apiospermum is the source of this 870-nucleotide messenger RNA. Its product is annotated as putative enoyl-CoA hydratase, mitochondrial. Gene Ontology annotation, molecular function: enoyl-CoA hydratase activity. The transcript is spliced from 2 exons. Gene Ontology annotation, cellular component: mitochondrion. The coding region runs from base 1 to 870 and encodes 289 amino acids. The record is from RefSeq and is a predicted model, not a curated record. NCBI's taxonomy places the organism in Eukaryota, Fungi, Ascomycota, Sordariomycetes, Microascales, Microascaceae. Gene Ontology annotation, biological process: fatty acid beta-oxidation.
AUGAACACUGCCAGGUGCUUGAGGCCAAUUGCCUCGCGAUUCCAGCCCACCACUCUUCCCCGUGUGGUGCGCCGCUUUUCUUCCAACACCGCCUACGAGUAUAUCCAGGUUUCUAAGCCGAAGCCCGGUGUCAGCCAAGUCACUCUUAACCGCCCCAAGGCCCUCAAUGCCCUAUGCACGCCGCUCAUCAAGGAGCUGAACCAAGCCCUUACUGAACUCAAUGCGUCGGAUGACACCUCCGUCAUCAUUCUUACUGGCUCCGAGCGCGCCUUCGCCGCUGGCGCUGAUAUCAAGGAGAUGGCCCCCCUCACCUUCUCCAAGGCCUAUACCGAGUCCUUCAUCGAGUCGUGGUCUCUCCUCACCACCCAGGUCAAGAAGCCCAUCAUCGCCGCUGUCUCGGGCCACGCCCUCGGUGGCGGAUGCGAGCUCGCUAUGAUGUCUGACCUCAUCUACUGUACCGAGAAGGCUAACUUUGGUCAGCCCGAGGUCAAGCUCGGCACCAUCCCCGGUGCCGGCGGCAGCCAGCGUCUGACUAGGGCCGUUGGCAAGUCCAAGGCCAUGGAGAUCAUCCUUACUGGGAAGUCCUUCUCUGGUGUCGAGGCUGCCCAGUGGGGUGUUGCGGCGAGGGCGUUCCCCACGUACGAGGCGCUCAUGGAGGAGACUCUCAAGACGGCUGAGACCAUUGCCGGAUACUCUCGAGUUGCCGUCCAGGCGUGCAAGGAGGUCGUCAACAAGAGCCAGGACCUACCUCUCAGGGAUGGUGUCGAGUACGAGAGGAGGGUGUUCCACUCUCUGUUCGGAAGUGAGGAUCAGAAGGUCGGCAUGAAGGCUUUUGCGGAUAAGAAGAAGCCCGAGUGGACUCAUUCGUAA